Messenger RNA from Aspergillus brunneoviolaceus CBS 621.78, 1458 nucleotides. Its product is annotated as ankyrin repeat domain-containing protein. The record is from RefSeq and is a predicted model, not a curated record. The coding region runs from base 1 to 1458 and encodes 485 amino acids. The transcript has 3 exons. Gene Ontology annotation, molecular function: protein binding. Lineage: Eukaryota; Fungi; Ascomycota; Eurotiomycetes; Eurotiales; Aspergillaceae.
AUGUCCAGGUGUUCGAGCCACAUAAUCCCUGUUGAGCAAUGGUGGCAUUGCAAGAUCCCUGUCAACGUGCAUAGGCGGCUAUGCUACACGACCCCAACUCAGCCACCCUGCUACUUAGCAUGGUCCAGGCCAACCCAGGCCUUCCUGCCCGAGAUCAUCGCUAGGAAACUUCCCCGACGAUGGCGAGCGCACAACCGCCUGACAGGCGCACAAGACACCCUGAAGCCCAACGGCCGUAUUAAGGGUAGAUUCCUCGCAACAGCCCGUCACGGCGACCAUUUUGGCAAAUUCUCCCCUGGAAAUGUGACUUGCUUGGAGAUCGAAGCGAGCAGAGGCGAUGUGGAAAGCUUUCUCGAUGGAAACGUAACAUAUUUGCCAGAGUUCCUUCAGGGGAAGCCCGAGCUCUGGAAGUAUAUUCGACACCAGAUCAUUGAAUCCGCGGGAGGGAUAUCCCUACUGGUCCGCCUCUACUAUACCCUGCUUCUCGACGAAAAGAACUUAAAGGGCGUCCGAGCGCUGGGACAGAAGCUGCAUUCCAAGUCGGGAGUUUACGAUCACGCAUACGGUGAGACGAUGAAGAGGAUCGAGCAACAGAGCGCCGUCUCCCAGGAUCUCGCCAAGAGAGCUUUAGCAUGGAUUGCAUUCUCUGCACGACCACUCUCUGCUGUGGAGCUACAGGACGCUAUAGCAGUGGAAAUUGGUGCACCCGAGCUCGACGAAACCAAUGUAACUGGUAUUGACGAUAUAGCUUCCGUCUGCUGUGGGCUAGUCGUGGCGGACAAACACGCCAACACCACUCGGAUGGUACAUCUCACGGCCCAGGAGUAUCUGAAUCGGACCUGGCAGACUUGGUUUCCGGACAUGCAUGAAUACUUGACCAAUACAUGUCUUACGUACGCAUCGUUUGAGGAUUUUGACGAGCGGCGACAAGCAGUGCCGCGACCAGAGUACCCUUUCUAUUCGUACGCAGCUCACGAGCUAAGGACCCAUCUGCGUCACAGCUUGGGCAAAUAUUCGCUUCUCAUGACAUUCCUCGAGAAUGACUUGAAGGUUUCUCGGUGCAUGUGUGAGAUGUUUGGUCUGGAAGCGGGGCUCAAAUCCCCUGGAAUUCAUCUCGUAGCGCUGCUCGGUCUGGAAGAUCAUGUUCCCAAGUUCAUCUUUCGUCCUGGGACCAAGUGGGCGGACGCUCGGGCGGACGCUCGAGACCACCUUGGCCGUACACCUCUAAUAUGGGCUGCUGCGCAAGGCAACAGCAGCGUGGUCAGUACCUUGCUUGGUAUCCAAGCCGAUAUCAAUGCCGAGACACUCGAGGGUUUCACACCACUGUUCUAUGCAGCAGCAUAUGGUCAUGCCGAAAUGGUUACCAUGCUGAUCAACUGGGGCGUGUACAUCCAUUCUCAGACACGCAGUAAGGAAACUGCACUUUUCGCUGCUGCCAGAGGCGGGGCCGGGGUUUAA